Myotis davidii is the source of this 1908-nucleotide messenger RNA. RefSeq names its product potassium voltage-gated channel modifier subfamily G member 2 (gene KCNG2). Gene Ontology annotation, biological process: potassium ion transmembrane transport. Gene Ontology annotation, molecular function: voltage-gated potassium channel activity. The record is from RefSeq and is a predicted model, not a curated record. Bases 119 to 820 code for a protein of 233 amino acids. Gene Ontology annotation, cellular component: membrane; voltage-gated potassium channel complex. Lineage: Eukaryota; Metazoa; Chordata; Mammalia; Chiroptera; Vespertilionidae. The transcript is spliced from 2 exons.
GGCCCCGUGGUGCACUCUAACCACUGAUCCACACCGGCCAGGGCUUCCAUUAAAUCUUUUUUACAGGAAUUGGGCAUUUUUGUGGCUAGCCCUGGCCCUCCUGCAGUAGCACACUUGCAUGGGUUGGGGUCAGGAGUCAGGGCAGCUGGGACAGACAUCGAUCCAUCAUGGGGAACCUUUCUGCCCCAACACGUGUCCCUCUCCUCCCCAGGGCGAGUGCUCCCGCAAAUGCCACAACCUCUUCGUGAUGGAGACGGUGUGCGUGGCCUGGUUCUCCUUGGAGUUCCUGCUGCGCUCGCUGCAGGCCGAGAACAAGUGCGCCUUCCUACGGACGCCGCUCAAUAUCAUCGACAUCCGCCGCUGCGCGCGCGAGUUCGGGCUGCUGCUGCUCUUCCUCUGCGUGGCCAUGGCCCUGUUCGCGCCGCUCGUGCACCUGGCCGAGCGCGAGUUGGGCGCGCGCCGCGACUUCACCAGCGUGCCGGCCAGCUACUGGUGGGCGGUCAUCUCCAUGACCACCGUGGGCUACGGUGACAUGGUGCCCCGCAGUGUGCCCGGACAAGUGGUGGCGCUGAGCAGCAUCCUCAGCGGCAUCCUGCUCAUGGCCUUCCCGGUCACCUCCAUCUUCCACACCUUCUCGCGCUCCUACUCGGAGCUCAAAGAGCAGCAACAGCGCGCCGCCAGCCCCGAGCCGGCCCUGCGUGAAGACAGCACGCGCUCCGCCAGCGCCAGCGCGACGGAGGCCAGCUCGCAAGAUCCCGAAGGCUCCGGCGAGACUGGGGACUCAGCGGACCUCGCAUGGGCGCGCACAGGGCCAGCCUGACCUGGGCGGACACCCUGUGCUCAGGGGCGGCCGCGGCUGUCCAUCACAGGAGGCUGCCCCUCACAAGCUUUAGAAACAGAACUACAGCCCUGGCCUCCCACUGCGCAGAGGGACAGGAACUCAACUUAGGGGCAGCUGCUCCCAAAGCCCUAAGGGGCGUCGCUCCUAUUGGCGCGUAUCAGGUCCAAGUGCAUGUUGCUGCGACCAGUGAGGCUCCUAGGAGUCGGAGGUGAUGUUAAAAGCCAACUUGUGCUUUGAGCAAAUUUCCCAGAGGGCACCCCAUCCUGUCCUCCUUCCUUUUAUUUCCCUUUGGAGUUCUCUGUGGCUAGCUAAAAAUAAAUUCAGGAAGUCCCAGAACGUCCAGCCUGUAGCAAUACCAGAAGGUCACACUGUCCCCAGACAUCAGCCUAACCCUUCCCUGCUAUUCAGCCCGAAGGUCCUGGGACCAGUGGGGGAGGGGAGCGCAGUGGGGCACAGUCUUGGGGGAGGAGUUUACGGGAACGGGGACAGCCCCUUCCUGCUCUAGCCAUCUCACCCAGGUGGGCUAUGCCCCAGGGGAGGAAGGCCUUCCCCAUGCACCCAGCUCUGCAGAAGCCCACAUCCCUGCCAUGUGAUAGGCACAGGUCUCACAUGGAGGCUCACAGCCCACCAGGUCCUUUGGGGGUCCAGCCCUGACCUCUGACCUCUAUCCCUGGCACUAUCUGGUGGGCCUCUUCCUAGGUCUCCCCCUCACAGUUCUCCCCUGAAACGCCUCCGUCCUCUCAGCUGCCUGGGGACCGGGUGCUAUCCUCUGGGAUGGUCCACUCCUGUAGGAACUUCUCUGGCGGUUCAGGGGGGGCGGGGCGGGAAGGGCCUAGGCCUGCAGGUGCUAGAAGCCUGUUUUCAUGGAGGCGUGAACCUUUUCUCCUCUGGAGACAGAAGAAUGGAACUCUCCCAAUUAUGCUGCUUUGCACUUUUUCAUUUUAAUCAGUUGAGCCAUGACACCUGGAACAUCGCUGCCACAGACCCUGCUGGAGGACCUUCAUCACUCAAGAGGCCCCACUGAUGCAGGGCAUCCAUCCACCACCAUCCCUUCCAGCUUUGGGCAU